GGACUCCGCCUCUAUGUGGAAACGGAGGAUGGGCACAGCGUGGAUCCUGGCCUGGCUGGUCUGCUGGGGCGACGGGCACCGCGCUCCAGACAACCUUUCGUGGUCACCUUUUUCAGGGCGAGCCCCAGCCCUGUCCGAGCCCCUCGGGCAGUGAGGCCCCUGAAGAGGAGGCCGCCGAAAAGAACCAACGAGCUGCCGCCCCCCAACAAACUGCCAGGGAUCUUCGAUGACGUCCACGGCUCCCAUGGCCGGCAGGUGUGCCGCCGGCAUGAGCUCUACGUCAGCUUCCAGGACCUUGGCUGGCUGGAUUGGGUCAUCGCCCCCCAGGGCUACUCAGCCUAUUACUGUGAAGGGGAGUGCUCCUUCCCGCUGGACUCCUGCAUGAACGCCACCAACCACGCCAUCCUGCAGUCCCUGGUGCACCUGAUGAAGCCGGACGUGGUCCCCAAGGCGUGCUGCGCGCCCACCAAGCUGAGCGCCACCUCCGUGCUGUACUACGACAGCAGCAACAAUGUCAUCCUGCGCAAGCACCGCAACAUGGUGGUCCGGGCCUGCGGCUGCCACUGACCAGCCCGCACCCGCCCCAGGCACUAAGCCCCCUCGGCGGGGACCUCCGACGCUGUCACAGCUCAGCAGGGGCUGCGACGAGGGCCCUCCCUUCCCUCCCUGCCCACCUCCGGCCAGCCAGCCAUCUCCAGGCCGCUCUGCCCUGCCUGAGGUCAGGAUAGACUUCUGGCCUCCAGUCCUGCUGGUCUGAGUCAUCAAGCAGGGUUCUUCCCCAGCCGCCUUGGAGGCAUCCUCUGGCAUUGGCACAAAGUUUGUCUGAGGACCAUGCCUGUCUGUUGCUGGCUCAGCUGUGGGCAGACGUGGGAUGAACUGAGAGGCACCUAGAGCCCAGGAUGGCCACCUUCGGCCCUUCACUGGCCAUGAUGGGGUUUGGGGAUGUGUAGAUGGGUCCUGGUCCAUCUCCGGUUGCCUGCCCUUCCCUUGCAAAACGGGGCAGUUCUAGGCACUUCUGUUGAAGUGUGGAGUCACACUCAGUGUUCUCUAUUUGGGGAUCUGAAUUACCAAACUGCUGGCCACAAGGAGGCAUGUGAGUCACCUCCAGAAAGAGCUGAACGAACAACAUGAUUUAGGGCUAAGGCCAAUGGCACUUAUCUUCCCUGACUUCCUGCCUUGAUCUGCCUCUGCUGUCUAGGGGAAGACAUGCAGUGCACAGACACUUUGGAAAAACAAAAAAAUCUUGGGGGCUUCAUUGACCCCAUCUAUCUGUCACCAUGUUGAACCAUUAGGAGUUCAGCUCUGUGGAAAAGUCCUCUUUUUGCUGAGACAAGUAUGGUAGAUACGUCAGGUGGCCUGGGAUGACAGUACCCAGCACAGGUGACAUAGUUUCUGUUCCUUGUCUGCAUGGCAAUCAUCAAUAACCAACCCUGAUAUUUCUUUCAAAUCUGGAUAGAAUUCCAGCCACUGCCAACAAAUCAGAGUUGUCACGUGAAGUGAAAACCAUCUACCAUCUUCUGCUAAGGAGUGAGCCACUCCACCCAGGGUGGCACAUCUGGACACUGGCCUGUGGCCAGGUGUGGGGUGAGGGUAGGGCUUAUCAGUACCGGCCUAUGUCCAGGAGUUGUCAAAAACAGCCUGGUCACCCAAGUCUGCAUCACCCCGUGUGCCCAGGAGCCCAGUCCUGUUCCUUGGGACCUGUCCCAGGGGAGUGACAGGUGGCAAUUAGGCUGAGCUGGGUGGGGCGGUUCCCGGAAACCACUAUUCUUGGAGCAGCCACCAGCAGUUGGAGUGU
This is a messenger RNA of Vicugna pacos (alpaca), 1795 nucleotides long. Lineage: Eukaryota; Metazoa; Chordata; Mammalia; Artiodactyla; Camelidae. The record is from RefSeq and is a predicted model, not a curated record.